CUCCGGCGCCCGAGCUCUGCCCCGCGCCCGACGGUGGCGAUGGCGGGGACGGGGCCGCGCCGGAUGGCCCCGGCCCGGCUUCCCGGGCCCUUGGGAUAGGAAUGGAUUCUUGUGUGAUUCCCUUGAGACAUGGAGGUCUCUCACUUGUGCAAACCACAGACUUCUUUUACCCUUUGGUUGAAGACCCUUACAUGAUGGGACGAAUUGCCUGUGCCAACGUGCUCAGUGACCUCUAUGCCAUGGGCAUUACUGACUGUGAUAACAUGCUGAUGCUCCUCAGCAUCAGCCAAAAGAUGAACGAGGAGGAACGAGAAAAGAUCAUGCCCCUGAUGGUCAAAGGUUUUCGAGAUGCUGCUGAAGAAGGAGGAACCUCAGUGACAGGGGGACAUACUGUGAUAAACCCUUGGAUUAUUAUUGGAGGUGUUGCUACUGUGGUCUGUCAGCCUAAUGAGUUCAUCAUGCCAGACAGUGCAGUUCCUGGGGACGUGCUUGUGUUGACCAAACCAUUAGGAACCCAGGUUGCUGUCAAUGCCCACCAGUGGCUGGAUAAUCCAGAAAGAUGGAAUAAAAUAAAGCUGGUGGUGUCCAAAGAAGACGUCGAAUUAGCCUAUCAAGAAGCAAUGUUUAGCAUGGCUAUGCUGAACAGAACUGCUGCAGGAUUAAUGCACACAUUUAACGCCCAUGCAGCCACUGAUAUUACUGGCUUUGGAAUCCUGGGACACGCCCAGAACCUUGCAAAACAACAGAGGAGUGAAGUGUCCUUUGUCAUUCAUAAUCUGCCCAUUAUUGCCAAGAUGGCAGCUGUCAGUAAGGCCAGUGGGCGUUUUGGGCUUCUCCAAGGAACAUCAGCAGAAACCUCAGGGGGGCUGCUAAUCUGUCUGCCUCGAGAACAAGCAGCCCGCUUCUGUGCUGAAAUCAAGUCUCCAAAAUAUGGAGAGGGUCAUCAAGCAUGGAUUAUCGGCAUUGUGGAAAAAGGCAACCAUACUGCCAGGAUCAUUGACAAGCCACGCAUUAUUGAAGUGAUGCCCCGGGGACAUACUCUUCAUCAUGACAACUCCAAUACCAGCCCAGAGCCUGCUUCAUAAAAUGGCCCUGUUGUUUGAACCUCGGGGACCUUUGGAAACAAUCAUGAAUGACUUAACUACUUAAUUACUUGUUUUGGGGAAGGGGAAAUUUCCAAAGAAACCUGAUCAAACAGUAAAAUUACUGCUAGAUUGAGCUACUUAUUCUAAUGAGACAAUUAAGGAAAAUAGCUGCUUUUACAUGAGUUUCAAAUGAAUUCAUCAUAUUUCACAUUUUCUACUUUAUGGCUAAGUCUAGCCCAUAUUUCCCCUUUCUAGAAGCAAGAUGAGGCUGACUGUUGAAGGAUUUUUCUCACAACUGGGUUCCUGGAGAGCUUAUUUGGUUUAACAGAUUUACAUAUAAGAAAUGAGGUUAUUUACUGAAGACAAGGGACACUUUGACAACCACUUAGAUCAUCAGGGAAUAAUGCUGAAACAAGAACUCUGCUAAACCUGUAGUGGGAGACAUGGGGUGCUCAGGAAUUAUUUAUGGGAUUUUUUUCACCCGUAAAGCUUCUUCCUUGUUCUGGCCAAGAAUUGAGCAACUUGUCCAGAAGUGGGGAAUUAGGGCCCUGCACCAGCACAAGCCUUGGCUCUGUUUAUGAUGCUUCUCCCAUUAAAUUCCUUUGAGGGCUGGAAGAAGCUGAGCAGAUUCCCAGAGCCCAAGCCUUGGCAUUGCUAAAUUCUUAUCAAUUCCUGGUGUCAAUAAAAAAGGCUCAUUUCUCAGGA
This is a messenger RNA of Vombatus ursinus (common wombat), 1790 nucleotides long. Its product is annotated as selenide, water dikinase 2. NCBI's taxonomy places the organism in Eukaryota, Metazoa, Chordata, Mammalia, Diprotodontia, Vombatidae. Gene Ontology annotation, biological process: L-selenocysteine biosynthetic process. Gene Ontology annotation, cellular component: cytoplasm. The transcript is spliced from 8 exons. The record is from RefSeq and is a predicted model, not a curated record. The coding region runs from base 102 to 1085 and encodes 327 amino acids. Gene Ontology annotation, molecular function: selenide, water dikinase activity; ATP binding.